This is a messenger RNA of Papaver somniferum (opium poppy), 1275 nucleotides long. RefSeq lists its product as uncharacterized. The record is from RefSeq and is a predicted model, not a curated record. Lineage: Eukaryota; Viridiplantae; Streptophyta; Magnoliopsida; Ranunculales; Papaveraceae. The transcript has a single exon. The coding region runs from base 1 to 1275 and encodes 424 amino acids.
AUGGAUCAACCACAAGGUUUUGUGGAUCCUGAAUUUCCAGAUUUUGUUUGUCACUUAAAGAAAAGUUUAUAUGGUCUCAAACAAGCACCAAGAGCUUGGUUUGAGAGGUUUAGUAGUUUUUUGGUUAAAUUUGGUUUUACAAGAUCAGUGUGUGAUUAUUCAAUGUUCAUCUAUACUUCUUCCUCUGAAAUGAUGAUACUUCUUUUAUAUGUUGAUGACAUUAUUCUUACUGGGAAUUCUGAUGUUGCUAUGGAUAAGCUAGUUCAAGCUUUAAGUGUUGAGUUUGCUAUGAGACAAUUAGGGGAUCUGAGUUAUUUUUUGGGUAUUGAAGCUCACAGAAAUGAAAAUUCUUUGGCUCUUACACAAAAGAAAUAUAAUUUAGAAUUACUUAAAAAGACAAAUAUGCUUGACUGCAAACCUUGUUCUACACCUGUAGUUAAAGAAUCCAGAGCUUCUAUCCAUGAUGGUGUUUUGUUGGAAAAUGCAGCUGAAUAUAGGACAAUAGUAGGUAGUCUUCAGUAUUUAACAAAUACUAUACCAGAUAUUUCUUUUGGAGUUAACUAUGUGUCACAAUUCAUGCAUGCACCAACUGAUGUUCAUUAUCAUUUAGUUAAAAGAAUUUUGAGAUAUUUGAAGGGUACUGUUGGAGUUGGAAUUACUCUACACAAAGGGGAUAUCUCCACAGUAAGAGCUUAUACAGAUUCUGAUUGGGAUGGAUGCCCAGAUACAAGAAGGUCUACAUCUGGUUAUGCUAUAUUUCUGGGAAGUUCUCUCAUUUCAUGGUCUAGUAAGAAACAACCCACUGUUUCCAGGUCUUCUGCUGAAGCAGAAUAUAAAUGUUUAUCCGUUAUUGCAUCUGAGUUAGAAUGGCUAUCUAAUGUGUUUAAGGAAUUGCAAAUCUCAGUUCAACUUCCAAUGCAAAUGUUAUGUGAUAACACUUCAGCUAUUUUCUUGGCUUCUAAUCCUGUUUUUCAUUCCAGGGCCAAGCAUAUAGAAGUUCAGUAUCAUGUAGUAAGGGAUUUGGUUGAUAAAGGUUUUGUGAAGAUUCAACAUGUUCCUUAUGAAAGUCAGAUUGCAGACUUAUUCACAAAAGGGUUGUGCUCACCUACUUUUACUUCUUUACUUCAACAACUGUUGGGAGAUACUUCAAGUGCUGCUGUUGAUGUAUCUGAGUGUCAAAACUCUUCAUGUACUGCUGAUGAAGAAGAACUCUCCUCUGACAAUGAAGCUGCUUUGUUUUCUGGACUUGCUCUUCAUUCUUUUGUUAUGUUUUAA